AUGGAAGCAGAGUUUAUCGCCGGUGCGACGAGUGUUUCUGAAUGUGGAUGGAUCAGACAAUUUCGUCAAGAACCGCUCAGCAUCGAGAUUGUCCCAAGCAUCAUGGUUGAUAACCAAGGCGCGAUACGAAAGAUGAAGAACGAGAUGGUGUCAGCUGCUACAAAGGACAUCGCUCAACGGCCUACUUCAUUAAACAUGAAACUAGCAAAGGACGCGUGA
This is a messenger RNA of Peronospora matthiolae, 219 nucleotides long. NCBI's taxonomy places the organism in Eukaryota, Oomycota, Peronosporomycetes, Peronosporales, Peronosporaceae. The record is from the annotation of a GenBank genome assembly.